AUGCCCAAUUUGAAGAUUGUGUUCACUGUCAAUUCUAUUCUUCUAGCCUUAAUGUUUUUCAAUGGAAGUUUUUCAGCUAUGGGAAGGCCACUGAAAACAUCAUACGAAAACAGUGUUAAAGAAAUGGCUACAGCAGAAAACAAUAUUCUCCUGUGGCGCCGUAGCAUCUUAGAAAAUGCUUUUGCGACCAAACUAGAUUCUAAGAAUCCACGUGAUUAUAACGUUGUUGAAAAAUGGAUCGAUGAUUUCCGACCAACGGAUCCCGGUCACAGUCCCGGCGCUGGCCAUUCCUCCCCAAACCCCAGGGAAGCCAACUUGGCUCAAAGGCCAUAG
Messenger RNA from Abrus precatorius (Indian licorice), 333 nucleotides. RefSeq names its product precursor of CEP7-like. The transcript has a single exon. The coding region runs from base 1 to 333 and encodes 110 amino acids. Gene Ontology annotation, cellular component: extracellular region. Gene Ontology annotation, molecular function: hormone activity. Gene Ontology annotation, biological process: regulation of root development; nitrate import; regulation of leaf morphogenesis. The record is from RefSeq and is a predicted model, not a curated record. Lineage: Eukaryota; Viridiplantae; Streptophyta; Magnoliopsida; Fabales; Fabaceae.